Molecule: messenger RNA, 13687 nt
Organism: Dermacentor silvarum
Lineage: Eukaryota; Metazoa; Arthropoda; Arachnida; Ixodida; Ixodidae
Product: protein zyg-11 homolog B-like
Exons: 18
Coding region: 1161-3389 (742 amino acids)
Cellular component (GO): Cul2-RING ubiquitin ligase complex
Source: RefSeq, a predicted model, not a curated record
AGACUGGGUAAAUAGUCAUGCGUUCUUUAUUAAUCCAUUCUUGCUUCCAUUAAUUCAGCGGUGAUGGGACUUUCAGAAACAAUCGAAUUAUCCGGAAGGUAUAAUUAAGGGCAAACGCACCGCUGCCUUAUUUGGGACGAUUUACUUCUAUCGCGGCGCGUCCGCGAAUUUUGAUCGCGCAUCCGUUUCUUAUUGGUUCAAUGUUUGUUUGCCCAAAUUACCGCACACAUGAUUUCAGAAAAUGCGCUUGAAUUUUCGUAAAGGUACGGAAGAUGCGAAUUAAAGCACUUUAAACCGAAACAACUGCUGAAGAGCGCAACAAGCUUAGCAAACGCCCAUGAGUGGCGUGAUUGGGCCGCGUUUUGACGCGUGCCGCACCGUCUGCGCAUGCGUCGGCGCACAGACGCGAGCUUGCACGCGUCCGCAAGCAUACGUGUGGUCUAGCCUUUACGAAGGAACUCAACAUUGAAGCGAAGACUAGUCGGCCCAACGCGUGAUUAUGUCGCGGUAAAUGUUUCACCAGCGCCUGGUUUCACCCGUUUCAUCUAUUCCACCCGCCAACUGCGCUAAAGCCCCUACAUAUAGGGGCUUUAAACUGCGCCAAUAUGUGGCGACCCUAGCGGCGCAUUUCGUAAAAACGUUUUUCCAUUAACUCGUCGGGCCUAGUAUGCCACGGGGGGAAAAGGUUUCGGUUUUGUGAUGUUUUUAUCGCGGCACUUUCGCGACCCCGUGUGAAAACUCCGCAGGCUCGUGCGCUGGCUGGGCUCCAGGAAGAAAGCCGAAGAAGAGGACCAGCGUGCGUCCGCAGCCGCUCUUUUCUUUUUUCAAUCCAGCCAGGCAGCCGACGACGAUCGGCUCGAAGCCCCAGCCGCCCCGUAGGACACUCGCUGGACAGCGGCGACACAGCAGCAGCCACCGCUCGAGAUCGUCGCCUCCGGAGAUUCGGAAGAGCAUCCGCCGACUUCGGCUACGCUAUGGGGGAUACUCGGCUACCAGAGCGUUCGUUAUUCUCGCCACCAACAGCGCAGCGAAACCACUGAGCGGUCGGGUCUGCGAGGAAGGAAGUGGGGACGGAGUGGCUUGCUGCUUACUGGAGCCCGUUGAGGGAGGCCCCAAAGAGAGCGAUGAUUCUUUUAAAGGCCUGAGCACCUGAAGCCAGCAUGUACGACUCUCCAGCAUCCCUGCAAGAAUGCUGCAUCGACUUCAUCUGUGAUAACAUCGAUGCCAUAUGUGAGGUCCAGACAGAUGAACAGCAGCAGGCGGUGCGGUACUCGUUCCGCGACCCGGACGUGUUCUUCCACCGGGAGGUGUCACAGCAGGUGCUCGAGACGCUCAGCGUGCGCGGCCUGCUCAACGACAGCAUCCUGACACUGUUCGACGCGCGCUCUACCCGUCUACAGAGGGUGCGCAUACACAAUGCUGCCAACGUCACCACCAAGGGUCUACGAGUGCUGCGCUCGCACAAGCUGACGGAGCUGGAGGCCACCGGCCUGAGCCGUGUGACGGUCAACGACCUGAUCGGCUGCUUGGGCGACUGGUCGCUGGCCCAUCUGCGCCUGCUCAACGUGGCGCGCACGGCCUUCACCAGCUCCAAGUUCUGUGUCGUGGUGGCGCUGUCCAAGCUGCGCGGACUCACCUCCCUCAACGUCAGUGGCACCGAGUUCAACCGUCACGGCCUUGACAUUGUGGCCCAGGACUUGCCCCUCCUCGAGGCGCUCGACAUCUCGGGCACGCGCAUCAAGGACAUCUCACCCCUUCUUCGCUGCCGUGAUCGCCUGCGGUCGCUUAGCAUGUACAACCUGAAGAGCUGCGGUGGUGAGGAGGCGGUGCUGUGCCAGCUGCAGCGGCUGCAGCACCUGGAUGUGUCUGACGACCGUGACCACCCGCUCGACUUGCUGCACCCGCUGCGGCACGACGUCUCGUGGCUGCUGCGUGACCCCCGCCGUUUCCCACACCUGGUCUCGCUGGACUUGUCCGGCAAGGACGGACUCACCGUCGAAGCUCUCAGGAAUUUCCUGGAGGCCCACCCAAAGAUGACCUUCCUGGGCCUAGUGCAGACGGAUGCCUGCUUUGACGAUUUCUUCACUCGAGAACUCCCCGCACGUUCUGACCUUGUGAUAACCGGCUGCGCCGAUGAGCGGCAGAUCCUGGAAGCCCUCCGAAGGUACCCCGAUCGGCCGUACUAUGUACAGAAGUCACUCUACUACCUCUACCAGUACACGUUAACUUACUCACAGCCACGGGUCGACGUCAUCAAGCUGAUCCUGCCAGGCAUGGCGGAGCACCCGCGUGUCCUGGCCAUCCAGAUGGCUGCCACAGCCUGCCUCUACAACCUGUCCAAGGGUACUCUGGGGCAGAAGGUCCACCCGCGGUGGCUCCGGCAGAUCGUUGAUCUCACCCUCAGCGCCAUGGAGAACUUCCCCCGGAACCAGCAGCUCCAGAAGAACACGCUGCUCACUUUGUGCAGCGACCGGAUCCUUCAGGAUGUGACGUUUGAUCGGUACCACUGCGCUCGACUUGUGAUGGACUCGCUGCUGGCCUUUGACGACCCAUCCAUGAACCGGAUGUCAGUUGCCAUCUGCUCUAUCCUUGCUGCCAAGAUCUCAACCUCGGAGACAUCAUCCCUGGGUGCCAAGCCGGAGUACAUGGAACGCCUGCUGCGAAUUGUCAAAAGCAAGCUGUACGCUGGCGAAGUGGACAUCAUGAUGAAGUUCACGCUCAGCGCCCUUUGGAACCUGACAGAUGAGUCGCCCAAGACAUGCUCCGUGUUUCUGUCCAAGGGAGGCAUGGAACUUUUCUUGAACGUUCUCGAGCUGUUCCUUGGGGAAAGUGCUGUUGAAACCAAGGUCCUUGGUCUUGUGAACAACAUCGCUGAGGUGCCCAGCUUGCGGAGUGACCUCAUGAAGGACAACCUCAUGCGCAUCUUGCGGAACUUGCUGCACUCGAGCCAGAUAGACGUAAGCUACUUUGCAGCCGGCAUCGUGGCCCACCUGGCAAGCGACGGGCCUGAGCACUGGAAUGUUGAAUGCGUCAGCCUGAAGGAUAUGCUCAAGGAACUAGGUGAAGUGGUUCAAAGCUGGAAGAGUCCAGACACUGAAAUGGUGGCUUACAGGUCGUUCAACCCGUUCUUCCCAUUGCUGCGCUGCUACACUGCGUACGAGGUGCAGCUGUGGGCGGUCUGGGCCAUGCACCAUGUCUGCUCCAAGAACCCCAAGCGCUACUGCACCAUGCUGCGGGAGGAAGGAGGCAUCGACGUGCUCCAAGGCAUGCUGGACAACCCAGACACCAACCCAGCCGUUGCUAGCAUCUGUCAGAACAUAGUGGCCGUUGUGCAGAGCCAAGAGAAGCUUGCGGCAGCUGCAGGGCGCAGGCGGCAGCGGCUGCCAUGACCGCAACCGGAGCCACCACAACGCUACCAGACAUCUUUCAAUGACAGCGGCGCCCGCACUGGGAGUGUCAUCCCACAUCUAGGUCACUUCGUUAAUUUCGCCCCCGUGGCGCCAAGGCGCGCCUGUUUUAUUCAACCUGAGACUGUCGCAGUCUUUUGAACACUGACUGUCUUUUAGACUUUCUGGUGGCAGACGUUCGGUCACUGCGGUUUCUCCAGUGUGUGUCGGUCUGGCGUCUCAUAGCUUCUGUAGCUGUGGUCGUGUGUAUUGUGCAAUCUGGUGAAUGCCAGUCUGGGGGCUGCCGGUCGCCCGAUAACUCAUGCCCGCCAGUAUGGUCAUUGGCAGUUUUGUGCGACCGUGUCCCUAAAGACCAAAAGGGCAGCAACUUCUGGCCCAGUCCUGCUAACUUUGAGUCUCUCGGUCCUCGUGUACUUUCAAUGUAGGUCGAUGCAUUUGUUGGUCAUUGACUUGGCACUCUCACAGUAAUUCUGUAGGCUGAGUUGGGCAUCACGUGAUCAAAUCGGGAAGUCUAGGCACCAUCGAUGGUGUGCCCCGCUUCCGCCGUGAUCAUCAAGAUGGCGGCCGUCAGCCCCUUGACUUCAGGGUCGUGUGACCGUUGCCCUCUUUUGACUGCCAGUCUUUUACUGCUUGGCUUACGAAAGAGUUAUGCCAUGAGCGGCGCAUUCAAAAAGUGAAGUCCUGAAACUCACGCAGUUGUUUUCGGUUCUUGUUCUGUUGUUGUUUUUCCGUGCGAUAAGUAACCGCGUCACAGUGUUCGUAGUGUUCUCCCGCUGAGUGGUCCCAUGCCAUUACUACAUUCCCCAUGAGUGAGUCAUUAGUUCAUUUUUCAGAGCACUUAGCGUGAGGCGGUCAGCGACGGAGAGAGUGAUUGCAGUUUGCUAGUGUAGCCUCGCAAAGUGCGCAUUCGUGGUGGGCACGUACCCGCAGAAACCAGCAUGUGUGUUGUUGUGCCUGACUGUGUGUUUGAAGCCUGGUCGGAGUUGGCCUAAACGAGUGUGCGCGAAGACAUUGUUUCGAGAUGGCCCUUACACCUGAAGUAGAAGCUUGGUCGGGAAGUUGAAAUGUGGCAAUUUGAAAGGGGGGAAAAAAAAAAAGACACGCUGGAAAAGUGAACUUGGACCGACGUGGCACGAGUGGAAACGUUGGCAGCCGUACAGAAUGUUGGGCUAGUUUGUGUAUGGAUCUGUUCUUGUGUAAUGGUGUCCGCAGAAAACCACGAGACGGAAAGGAAGGCGCAGUGAAUACAAGUGCCACUCGCAACUCAUGCUUUAAUCAAAACCCAACAGUAUAUUUACAACACGUGGUCAUCCAAAGGGAUGUUGUCCAUUGAAAAAAGAAAACCUUUCACACAAUGCAAGUGAUGGAUGACUGAUGCAUUUUUUGUUUUCUUUGCGACUGUGCCAUCUCUUGUGCCGUCUGGUCACGAUGCUUGAUUAAAACUUGAGCCUGAUGGAACAUUGGUAAACAGUCACAAAAAGAUAAAAUAUAACUGCAUGAGUGAUCUAUCACUUGCUUUGCACGGAAAAUAAGUUGUUUUUGAAUAGGUAACAUCACUUUGCAUAACCACAUGUUGCUACAUAUCCUGUCCCUUUUUGAUUAAGCUUGAGUUGAGAGUGCUGCUUGCAUUCGCGUAUUCCUUUGCAUCUUGAGUUUUUCUGCGGACCCAUUGCCCAAGAAUAAACAUGUUUAGCACUGUAUUUGCGAGUUCAAAGCAUGCUCCAGAAAUUCAAAGUUUUAGUCAGUGAAAGUUUUAUGUAGUCAACUGGGGCCCCAGCUUAUGUAUGGAUUUUAACUUGUAGUGCAGGUUUAUUGUAACAUACAAUGAUACGCAUUGCUGUGGAGUGGCACCAUGCUUAGAACAGAGAGGUCGUUGCGCUAAGUCAUUCUUAUGGAGAUUUGAAUAUCAUUGUACAUGCGGGUACUUGUGCAGGUUUUAAAUGAGGACUUUCGUUUUGUUUUUAUCGAGAGUGCUAUUCAUUUAUUUCAAUACGCUAAAGGCCCAGAGGGCAUUUCACGAAAAAGGGGGGGGGGGGGUGAAGAGAGAGAGGAAAUAUUAUACAAUCAGAGGACAGAAGUUGUUUGUGAAGGUUACAAAGUAGCAGGGAAAUCAAUAACUACCAAGUUGUAUCUGGCACUGCGCGUCAUAUGAAUGUUAUGAUUCUUUUUUGAAAUACUUGCGUGUGGGUUCAAAAUAUCCCAAAAGUAGUCUCUCUGGUUAUUUUCUUUGCCAGAGUUAGAUUUGUGGGUUUUUUAGAAAAAGACUGAAACAGUUGUCUAUUGUCAAAGAUAGCUUCUAUGUCAGCAGGAUUUUCUCACUGCGCCUCUUUUGACUUGCAAGGUGAACGGCCUUGUAUUUCGUGGUAGCCUGUAAAAUAUUUGGUACAGUGAUAACUUCGUUAUGACGAAGUCACAUCCGACGUGAAAGUGCUAAGCAUACAUUCGUUACAUGCUCAUAUUGACGAGAUGAUGAUGUGGAAAGUGCUGGAGGCUAGAUGCUUCUCAAGCUACCUUUGUUUGCAACCAAAAUAUAAUGCAUAACGUACCGGAAGCUGAAAAUACACAAACAAUACGUGAUUUAAGGUAACAGCAGCUCUAUACAUUUUAGUUGUAAUGUGAAAAAGUUAACCUAAUAGAGGAUCACUAAGAAGCGCAAGAAAUUAUUGAUUCCUAUUAUAAAGCUUUCUACUAAAAUUACUGAAGAAAAAUUUCACGCUGCAGUCACUUUAGCCACUGUGGGAGUGAUGGGGACUAGAAGGAUGUUUUACGAUUCAGCUCAGCUCCGUUGAGAGAGCAAGCCGCAGCCAUUUCCUUUAUUGUUCUUUGUUGUUCAGCUGUUUUGGGCGUUAGUCACCCAACAGUUCUUUAGAGCAGCGAAGUAAUUUACCUUGACAACUAUUUCAUUCUGUGGUGUAGUUUUGACUGCAUAAAUAGGUCUCGACACUUCUGAUUGUGUCAGUAGGUCCGGAUGAUUUUUGGGCAGUGACAGUGGUUUAGUUGUAAAGCUCUGAAAACAGUACCAUGGUAGAAGUUAGCGGGUAAAUGAAGCUAAUCAUUGCCAUAUAGAAAAUUUUAGCUGACAAUACAAGAUACCAGAAGGUUGUUGGAAGCCAAAGAGACAAAGGUUUAGACAAAUCCAUGUACAGUUGAACCUAGAUAUAACAAACACAGAUGUAACAAGGUGAAUCUGAAGUUUAUCGCGCUUGUGUCGACAUAUAACGAACACAUGGUUAUAAUGAAUAUUGGAUAUAAAGAAUUUUUUAUUGUGUUGGAUGCAGCUACAUUAUAACGACGUUUCACUGUACGUACUGCCACUCAUUACCACGCUGAAUGAAGUGCUGUAACAUCGCCAUGUGCGUACAGUAGCGGCAGAUUUGCCUCUUGUAAUUUUAGUACGAAACCCUACGAUUUCUGCGGCUACUACUUGCCACAGAUUUCUGUGAUAGUAGCUUCUACAGCAUUACCUGCAAAUUCGAACCACAUGUAAAGUUCUGACCGAGUUAGGCCAACACUUCAGUUGUUAUAGUAAUCAUCGGGGCUCUCAUAUCAAGCUGUAAACCAAUUUGCGGUCGUACGCGUCUGGUCAGCUCUGGCACGCAAUAUCUAAUCGUCAUCUUGCAAUGCACUGAACACAACCGACAACCGUGAAAGGACACAUCAGGCAAGGACUGCAUUGUCUCCUUCUAAGUUGUCAGUUGUACUUGGUACAUUACAAGAUCAGCAGACACGAACUAGCUCAAUUUCCUGUUAUCUAAUGUUUGUAAGGAACUGUCAAGGCAACACACAUGCUUACAAAAUCACUGAAUGUUUUAAGCCAAGGCUACGUUACGUUGUAGCGACCUUGUGGGUUCCUAGUGCAUGUAACAAGGCAGACAUUGUCUGUGGCUGAAUGACUUUGGUUAGGUUCUGCAUAAUGAGCUUAGAACAUCCAGGAAAAAUGUAAUAGGGAGAGCAAAAGCAGCAUUAGUAGUUUGCCGCUUAUCUAUGAAAGAGCGGCUGAACAAACGUUUUUAGAAAUGUUACCUGUGCUAAACUUGGGGAGCUCUUUUCAGAAGUAUAGUCCAUGCUUUUGAGCGGUGUAAAGGAAAAAAGAAUGCUUUUCAGCAGAGUUCCCAGCUUGCUGCCAUGUAUGGGCUUCAAGACUGAAAUUAGCCGAGAUAGAAUGAAAUGGCUAUGUUUUAGUUAAUAAUUAACUGCUACAUCCACACUUGUGUGGACGUUUAAACGAGCGUUGUAUUGAAAACGUGCCAACUUUUCGCUUCGAGUUCCGCGGUGCACAUCGUGGUGUCUGGGCUCUUCUCUGCGGCAUCACUGUUCAAAGACAACCGUCGUAAAAAAAGAGUUACCAUAAUGUGUUUUACGGUAAUUUAAGAAUGCUAUUAACAGGAUUGCAAAGCGAAUGAUUUUGUUAACCAGUUUUGUUUGAGGGGCAGGGAAGGAAGGCAAGAUGCGUUUCUAAGGUAGCCAACAUCCGCAAGUUGUUGUAGGUGUCCCGUCUUAAUGUGAUGCCUAUGUUCAAACGAAACUCUGCUGUUAAGGUGGGCCAUAUGUUGCCCACAUUUAAGUAAGUUUAAUUUUAAGCUGAAUGGACUUACGUAUCAGUUGUUUUAUUGUUGAAAGCUGCGGCUUCUCCAGAGGCACAGAUGUAACGAUUGGGAAGCACAUUUUAAAUUGCACCCAUGCUUGGUGUCUAAACCAAUUUGGGAUAGAUAAUUACUGAAAAGGAUGGGAUGUUGGGGUCAACUAGUUAGAUGUACGCUGUGUAGUCUGGAGCCAAUUAUGAGGUUUCAUAAUAUGGUUUCAUAUUGUUGGUUUAAUUUACUGGAGCAAUGCGCAAAACUCUGCGACUGACUGUAGUCCAUGAUGAUGUAAUGCGGAUAGCUUGCUGGGCGUCUUGUUAAGUGUUUAGCGGCUUUCAUCAUUAAUUAGUACAAGGUUUUUUGUGUAUAGCCGUCCUUGUGUCCCCUCUAACAUCUCUGGAGACAAUCACUUGACCCUCGUAUUUUUGAAAUUGUGAAUCUUCACUGUUGGCACUGGUAACUGGUAUGCUUAAUGACAGGUUAGGUUUCCAUAAUUACACAGUGUUAAGUUGGAAUUUGUGGCUGUUUGGCGCUUAGGACAACGGUUCUAAUGGCCAAUGUGAUUGGCUAUUUGUUGACUAAUGCAGUUAGUGAGCUCGAGCAAGGAUUUGUUACUGAAAGUUUGUUGGAAGCUUGGUGGCAGGUUUGUAUUUGAAUGGCGAAUGGCGUGUGUACGCAAAUAGAUCAAAGUACAUAGGGCUGUGUUUUGUGGAUUUAUCCCCUAGAAGCUAAUGCUCACUGCCUGUGGGGUGCACAGUGCAGGAUACCAUUGAGUUGUGAGAAAAUUAUGUAUAACAAAUUGAAUUGUGAACUAAUCAGUGCAUCUGUUGGCAUAAAAAGACUGACUGGUGUCUUGAUACAAAAUUUGAGCGCUUAUUGUAUCAUGUCUAUUGUCCCUACAAGCUGUAAAAGAGUUUUGAAAUAGUUAAAGGAUUUAAAGUUUUGGAACGCUGUUGCUGGCCAUCGCAACAAAAGAAAGUAGUAGACAAAAAAUGCGCAUUCCAUAGGUCAUUAUUGAAAAAAGUAUCAACUGAUAGCUUUUCGAACUUAGAUAACAACUUUUGUAGAAAAACUGCAACAUAUCUUUUUGUUCACUUCUGUAUCUACAUUGCAGCCUGUAGCUGGUUACUCUUGUGAGAGAGCAGUAAGAAUAUAAACCUUGUGUGUCUAGUAGACCUCUUUGGAACGUAGCAUGUGCCUUUAACCGCCACCGAAAUUCGUUCUGGGAAUCUUGGGGGACAGUGAUUCGUCAUUUGCUUCCCUUGCAGCCGCCAUGCGUGGAGUACAAGAAGUUUGACUGUUGUGCGGGUUACUUUGUUGUUUUCCCCUUGCAAAAAGAAAGCCAUUCAAGAAGUGCGAUAAGUGCUGCUCGAGGUCAGUGCCCGAUUGCUACACCACUAUGAAAGCAGGCUUGAGCCCCAACAUGCUGCUGUGUUGCCACUGCUGUAAUCUAGGACAAGCACUGCACUUGUGUCUGCUCUGCUCGGCAGGAAGUUGUAUCACACAACUAGUUGCAUCUUUGUAUGUGAGUACAGCAUGAGACUCGUUCGAGCUUGCCUGGUUACUGAUAGUUAAGCACAACUGCACAUAGUGGCGAUGCAGGCACUAUAAUGUCAAAGCAAAAUUAUAUUUUGCAUGUGUACUAUCGCUGUACCCUUUUACGACGGAAACUACAUUGCCUGUGCUUGAAUACCGUUUUAACACAAGGGCACGUGCAGAGCUGCCCGUUGACACAGUUUAAUAUCACGGUUGAGCAACACCUGUAGUCUGACUUGUGGCUUUUUGGCUGCAUUAGGCUGGACAUUGACAUUGCAUACAGCCAGUUGCGAGCAAGUUAAUGCCCCACGUGGUACGAGCAGCACUCGGCGGCAUAACUGUAUUGCAAAAAUUGAGCCACCCUUUCUUAAGUCCAGACUUGCCCACCAGUGCAUAUAGUAAGUAUUGCAUGUACUGUAAGCCUGACCUGUACGAAGAGGCUUGGUAUUGAUUUGACGUGGCAUCCAAACCGAAGAGUACCGAGAGUGCUCGCACAUUCUUGUUGCGAUUUUCAAGUGUGACACCCAUCACAGCACGGCUUGAUCUUAUCACUUGUGCUGUAGGCUUCAUUGUCACCGUCGUGUCACGGUUGGCGGCUGCAGGUACGCUGGUUCAGAAAGCAGCCUUUGUUGGGAUGCUGGAACUGCUGCCUAACUCUCAUCAGAACAAAAAAAAUUGCAGUGAGCCAGUCCUCAUAGUGUUUGUGGGCACCACAGCUGGCAUUGCCUUUUCCACAAAGGUCUACUGUGUGGCACAAGCCUCAGCAGCACAUGCUAGUAGUGGUUACUUUGCAAAUUCUUAUGAAUAUCACGAGUAAUUUGUUAGUCCAGUGGUCAUGCUGUGCAUUGUGUGUGUGCUGCUCAUGUAUGGAUAGCUGGUUAAACGGCCUGCGGCCACAUCUUUCCUUAUGUAGCCUUACAUGGCUUACUUGCUGGUUAUGUCGCUCUUAAAAACGAGCUGUUAGUGAGAUCAGUUAUGGCCAUUGUUCGUGGUGUGUUUUGCUGGCACACUGUACGUUAGGAUGCUUCACCGAGCCAGCACAGUAGUACAUUUGCUGGUUUCACGGUGUCUCGCCCGAUGAUGCACAUUGCAGAUAAAUGUCCGAGCUCCAGUCAUGGUGCAGGUUGCCAGACAGAGUUACAAUAAUGUGGAGUUUCAGUGUAGCUUCUUCUGUUUACAGCAUGACAAGCGAGGACUGGCAGUUGGUGCGUGUAGCCUGUUGUGCUUGAAAUGUGUUCUUUGAGUUUACCUCAUGUUGUAAUUAUGCUCAAAACCUGGUUCAUGAAAAAGUGUUCAGCUUGUGCGCUUGUACAGCAGGUCUUGUUCGACUGUCCUUUUGUUGUGUUAUGCGCCAAGACCGGCUUUAAAAGCCUGAAUUUCGCUCUGGGUUGACGGCACCAUUUGGACUGGUCUUGUUGUUAUUGGCUGUCAUGCUAUUUGCCCUGUGACAUUUAGGGUUCACGUUCAAGUGUAUUUAUUCGCUCACUGCUUUUAGUAAUGCAGUCAUUACAUCAUGAUUCUUUCAGAGUGUUGUGUUGUUGCCUCCGAAUUUUCUGCUGCUGACUGUUGUUACUGGUUAGGUGAGCUCCAACGGACAGGCAGAUUCUCGUUUGACUCUUUCGCAGCCGACGUAUCCCUUUCAGCUGCCACUUGCCAAGGAGUACUUCAGUUUUUAGUCCUAGCGAGUGUGCGGCAACCAUUGCAGACUUGAGUGUGCUUGACGUCCUGAUGUGUCCCUAGCGUGAGCAGUGUUUGUAAAGGGCAUGAGCAUUUGAUGCCUGUUUCAAUUAAUUUACUUGUCAUCUAAUUGUUGCAACCCAAGUGGAGAUAUAACUGACUCAUUUUUAAAUGCAAGUGAUAGUGCUGAAAAGAUGGGAUGAGAAAGAAGAGAGACACAUAAGCUCUUGUGUCUGACUCCUUUAUCACAUCUUGUUUUUAGCGCUGUUAUCCUGUGUAAAGUUGAAUCCCAACCAAUUAGCCCAAUUUGCUGCAUUGAAAAUAACUGGCCACUUUAGCUGGAUUAUUAUUGGCCAUUUAUCAGCCAACGGCUGUUGGCCCGUGCUGCUUCCUAAUGGUUUGGCUGCUUACAAAGUUCAGAUAGACUAUUGAAUGACAAGUUAAUCAUUCUCUUCCACUGAACAGGCUUGAUGUACCUUAAAAAGUGUUGUGCAAUUUUGGGAAUCACAGGAGCUGUGUAAGCUUAAGAGACUUUCUGCAUGUGCUGUGGGCUGUCUGGCCAUUGUUAGAAACUUGUCAAUUUGUUUGACAUUAUGCUGCUGACCCAAUACCGUGCCACGCGAAGUACAGGAGUUUCACCACGGCAUAUAGCGUCUGUGCCUCGCUGGUGCAAAUUUGUCAUCGUGCACCGUAAGCGGCAGGUGAUUUGAUAAACAGAAAAAUGUAAUAAACAGCACUGUGUGCAGCGGAGAUCUGAACUACAUUGUCGGAUCACUGUCAAGAUCUGAACUUGCUCACAGUUUUAUGUGAACUGCUUGUAGUUUUGUCAUAGCUGAAUGUUCUACCUGUCAUUAUUAAUUGUUUAGAGUUGAUAAAGGGUGGUUUGAUGUGUUUAUUCAUGUACAGCUAAAGACGAUAAUCCCCUUAAAUAUGAGGGGAAAGUUCCCUCAAGCAGGUUUCUUUGUCUAGGGACACUACAUAGGAAACAUGUUAACAUUAACCACCUUUCAUCUCUUUUUUGAGCAUGGUACUGGCUUAUAAAAAAAAAUCCUGAUCCUAGCGUACCAUUCAGCAACACAGCCCUAUAUAUUGUAGUAUAAUAGCAAACUGCAUUAAUUUCACUUCCAACAGGAGGAAGGGUGGCAAAUACAUAGAUGUUGAUAUUAAGAUGACAGUUGCAGUGAGCUUUUGUUAAUUCAGCCAUUCUUCAAUCACUCCGUAUUAAUUAAAUUCUGGGAGAUGCCUAUGUUUUUUCACACCUCCUUUAAAUGAAACUUCAUACAAUUCAGCCAAAUCUUCAAUAUCUUGCCGAGGUCUAACCAAUGGAAAAUGGCUGUAUCGAAAUUGGAUGCUGUCGUGUUUGUGGCGACUAUCAAGCAGUGAUGUCACAUUUGAUACACUGAAGGCUCUGUUUAAGUUGACAGGUUUAAUUUUAAUGUCUGGUACAUUUCUAAGAGUUCUGCGACAUGCUCCGCAGUUAAACCACCUUUCUGUCAUUCUAACAAAAGAUAAGCUAAGUUGAAGUUGAGGAUAUGUAUCCUCCAAGCAUCUCAGCUACCUGUUAGUAGUGCUACUCACAUGCAGAAAUCUUGCCCCCAGUGUUUCGGUGACAGUGCAAUGCUCGUGCAGUCAUUUCAUUGCUGAAACGGCCAGAAAGCUGGCGAGAGGUCAGCGUAGCGAGCAAAGAGUGUUGAAAUUCCCCACUUCUUGAGUAUGGUGAGAGAGUGUGCGGAAAAGGUGGCAUUCCAUAUUUUGCACUGCAUCACGUCACAGAUCACCGGUUCGCCUAAACACCUUUUGUAUGUGCUAAAUAUAAAUGUUAACUGAUUCCCCUGGGUAUGUUUAAAAGUUGUUGCUGUGUGGUUAAUACAAUGAUAUUUGCAGUUUAGUUAGCACACACUGCAGAACUUCCUGACAGCACAGUAAGCACAGUUGCACGUGGCAGACAGCCACAGGUGUAUGCCACUUGGGUUGCGACAGAUGACACUUUUGACGUGCUUUUGGGAUGCGACUGCUUUGGUCAAGUGCUCACGUGUGGUUUGCUGGCAGCCAGGUUCCUCCUGCAUCAACAAUUGCCGCAAUGUUCGUGGCUGUUACCAAAAUGACAAAACCUUCACUGCGAGUGAAAAAAACGAAUAUUUUGUCGUUCGUGUGGCCGAGUUGUAACAAUGUUGCACUGGUCCGCAUGGCCGGGAGGCGAAACGAACGUGCCAGAGUAGUGGGCAUGAAAACGCCGGUGUUCUUUCCUUCUGUCUCACCCUCGAUGUGUUUGUUAUAUCGAAUGACUGCGAUUGGUGAAGUUUGUGCUGUUGUGAAAAAAAAAACCAUUGUGAUAACCCUCAGUCGAUUGUUGGCGACUGUUUGUUUCUUUUUUCCCCUUUGUUGUUUCUUUUGCUUUGUGACAUAGCAGGUGAUGCAGAGUCUGUUGCUGUUGUUUGAAGAGACUUCUAUAUAUAUAUAUAUAAUAUAAAUCUAUAUGUAUACAUA